AUGCUAGGCUGUGCGACUAAUUUCAUGGAUCACAGCAGCAGUGACGAAGACGAGGCCUUCGGUCGGGUUUUCUCGACAGAAGAAGAAGGGGAGGGUGUGAGGGGUCGGUCGUCGGUCGGUCUCAGUGGGUGUUGCGAUGAGGAAAUUUGCGAUCGGUGGUUGAAAAGGGAGGCACCUUCGGUGCUUGAAAAGGGAGGGGAAUCAAUGGGUGUUUGGAUUGGGGAUUGGUCAUCGGAACAGGAACGGACAAAGGUGGAUACUGAUGUUUCUGGUCCAAUGGCGAAAAAAAAGAAGGAAAGGAGUUGUGGUUUUACUGUGUUCACCGAUGGAAAGAUGGGUGAAGGGAGCUCUUUUAUUUCACAUUUAACUUGUAGAAAGAAAAGCGAGAGGAUAUUACUAAAGACGACAUUCAGCAAAUUCACUAAUGAAGAAUCCAAUCCAUUGCUUAUUGAUAUUGAAGAUGAAGACAAUGAAGGAAACGAAAUAGUACAACCUCGGAUUAGAAGAGAAGGACAAAAGAAGUGUUCAACACCUAAGAAGAAAACAAAAAAACAAACUGGUGAUGUGGGGGAACGUGUUAAUCGCACACCAGCUCAUUCAAUGCGAAGAGAUCUUAAAGUUGUAGUUUUGAGCUCAGAUUCAAAAAAGAACAUGAAACCCAAAGUCAAUGUGAAGAAGUUUGAUGGAGGAAAUUCAAGUUAUGAUUAUGUUGUCUACUUAUUGGCAGGUUUGAUUGAAAGUUAUGACAUGACAGAAGAUAGUGGAAUAAAUAUGGAAAAUGAAUUGAGAACAAAAAGAUGUUUUGAUAGAUGUAAAAUAAAAGGUGAUGAAUUUGUUGUUAUAAACUCAUGUUCAGGAAAAGAUAAUGUUACUAACAAGAAGCUUGAUGAAGAUGAAGACUCUGAUUUUGAAGAUGACAAACCUGUGGUAACAAGGAAAAAGAGAAGGCAUUAUACUUCAUUCAAAAAUGAUGACAAAGAAAAUGUGAAGAAAUUUAAAAGACAAAGGAAUAAAGAAGGAAAUGUAGUGAAGGCAAGAAAAUUGCCUAAAGUUGUAGCAAGUGAUGCAGAAGAAGCAAGGCGAAUACAAGUACGAACAUCUCCAAAUGUUUUGUACAGUUUUAUGCAUAACCUUAGCAAGGAACAAGAAGCUUAUAUUUCUUCUAUUAGUCUGGGGCAUUUGUUGAAUAUGAAAGUGGAUGGGUGUGCAUCAUAUAUAGGGCAUUAUAUUGUAAGGAAUCUUGAUACAAAUAGGAUGGUACUCAAACUUCAUCAUGGAGAGAUACCAAUAAAUCGGCAAGUUAUUCACGAAAUGUUGGGUCUGCCUCUGGGACAUGUUACAAUAAAGUCCAUGCCUUAUAGAGAAGUCACAGACGACACGAUAACUGUUUGGAGAAAACAAUUCGAAGAUGAAGAUAAUAUUAGACCAAGGGCAGUUCAACAAGUUAUUAUGCAAUCAACACGUGCGGAUUUUAUCUUUAAAGUAAACAUCUUUGUCCUGUUGUGUAAUACACUAGGUCAGUCGAUGAGCAUGGGAACAUGUGACCUGUCGAUGUUAUCAAAGUCACGAAAGACCUGGAUCUAA
Lactuca saligna is the source of this 1584-nucleotide messenger RNA. NCBI's taxonomy places the organism in Eukaryota, Viridiplantae, Streptophyta, Magnoliopsida, Asterales, Asteraceae. The record is from the annotation of a GenBank genome assembly.